Messenger RNA from Sander lucioperca (pikeperch), 1650 nucleotides. Its product is annotated as zinc finger protein 32-like. Lineage: Eukaryota; Metazoa; Chordata; Actinopteri; Perciformes; Percidae. Gene Ontology annotation, molecular function: DNA-binding transcription factor activity, RNA polymerase II-specific; RNA polymerase II cis-regulatory region sequence-specific DNA binding. The coding region runs from base 105 to 1322 and encodes 405 amino acids. The record is from RefSeq and is a predicted model, not a curated record. Gene Ontology annotation, cellular component: nucleus. Gene Ontology annotation, biological process: regulation of transcription by RNA polymerase II. The transcript is spliced from 4 exons.
CCCCGGAAGUGGUGUUUGUUGUUGUUUCCCCGUGAGGAGAGAAGCCGUUAGCUGAAUCCAGAUCAGGGAAUCCCAAACAGCGUUUGUUAGUUUGUUGAUCAGAGAUGGAGCGACACCGGGAACACACGGAGGAGACCAAGCUGCGGGGAGAAGCUUUACCUCCAGAUGUUCUGGAAGUGAUUGUUGGUGAAGAGGAGCAGCAGGAGUGUAGCUCCAGUGUGGACCAGCAGGAGCCAGAGCCCCCCCCACACAUUAAAGAGGAACAGGAGGAACUGUGGAGCAGUCAGGAGGGAGAGCAGCUUCAAGGGCUGGAGGAGGCUGAUAUCACCAAGUUCCCAUUCACUCCUGUCCCUGUGAAGAGUGAAGAUGAUGAAGAGGAAGCUCAGUCCUCACAGCUUCAUCAGAGACAAACUCAACACAUGGAAACAGAAGCUGAUGGAGAGGACUGUGGAGGACCAGAACCAGCCAGGAACUCACAUCCACUUUUACAACCAGAGACUGAAGACCAGACUGGAGACUCUUCUGAACCUGAGACUGAUGACAGUGCUGAUUGGAAGGAGACCAGAGAACCUCAGUCAGCUUUAAACUCUCUGAAACAUGAUUCAAGAUGUAAGAAAACAUUCAGCUGCUCUGAGUGUGGGAGGAGAUUUGGCUUCAAGACAACUCUAAAAAGACACAUGAGAAUCCACACAGGAGAAAAGCCUUUUAGCUGCUCUGAGUGUGGUAAAGCUUUCACUGAUAGUGGAAACAUGAAGAAACACAUGAUGACUCACACAGGAGAAAAACCUUUCAUCUGCAGUGUUUGUAAUAAAUCUUUUACACAUAGUGGAAGUUUACAGAAACACAUGAGAACUCACACAGGAGAAAAACCUUUUAGCUGCUCUGAGUGUGGUAAAGAUUUCACUGUAAGUGUAAACCUGAAGAAACACAUGAUGACUCAUUCUGGAUUAAAACCUUUCAGCUGCUCAGUCUGUAAGAAAUCUUUUACACAGAGUGGAAAUUUACGGUUGCACAUGAGAAUCCACACAGGAGAGAAGCCUUUUAGCUGCUCUGAGUGUGGUAAAGCUUUCACUGAUAGUGGAACCCUGAAGAAACACAUGAGAACUCACACAGGAGAAAAACCUUUCAGCUGCUCAGUCUGUAAGAAAUCUUUUACAGAAAGAGGAAGUUUACGGACACACAUGGCAGUCCACACAGGAGAGAAAAGAUUCAGCUGCAGUGUUUGUAACAAAAGAUUUGCCUGGCGUUCUGAUGUCAAAACACAUAAAUGUGUUGGUCAGACUGGAGACUCUUCUGAACCUGAGACUGGUGACAUGGAAUAACGUUGGUGCCUUUAAGUCCAAGCUAAACUCCUCAAGUAUCAAACAAAAAUCUUUAUGUAUCAACAUCUAGAUAGAAGACAUUAUAUUGUGUGGUAGGAAAAAGUACACUCUUAUUUUAAAUAUUUUAUUAGAUAUUCUUUUGUCUUGUAAUGUCUGUCAUAUAAUCAAGAAAUCAGACAAAUGUAACCACCUGAUAUUUUAUAGGACCCACACAUAUAUUCACUUCUUUCUAAGUAACGUAUGAUUAGCAAGAUUCACUAUUAAUCAUGUAUCAAUAUGGGAGUUUAUUCAAUAUACAUUGGGUUCAUGUUUUAAUUUGGUGUAUCAU